GGGCCCCGCCCCCGCGCGGGGCACGCCGGGAACGGGGGAUUCCCCAGCGCGUGAGGCGCGGGAAGCACCGGAGGGGUGCCCCGGGGCCGCCCCUCCCCCACCAUGGCCGAGCAUCUGCAGCUCCUGGAGGGCGAAGGGUUCCUGGAUCUGUGGAACAUGCUGCCCAAUAACAUCGGUUCCAUGCCUGAGGAUCUGCUGGAAUGGGAGCUGAGCCCCCCGGAGCCCCCCGGGGUGGGGGAGGGGCGGGCGCUGCCCCCUCCCCCCGCCGAGCCCCCCCCGCCCCUCCCCUCGGCCGUGGUCCCGUCCACCGAGGAUUACGGGGGGGAGCACGACUUCCGGGUGGAGUUCCGGGAAACGGGCACGGCCAAGAGCGUCACCUGCACCUACUCCCCGGCGCUGAACAAGCUGUUCUGCCGCCUGGCCAAGCCGUGCCCGGUGCAGGUGCGCGUGGGGGUCCCGCCGCCCCCCGGGGCGCUGCUGCGCGCCCUGGCCGUGUACAAGAAAGCCGAGCACGUGGCCGAGGUGGUGCGGAGGUGCCCCCACCACGAGCGGGCCGGGGGCGACAGCGAGGGCAACGCCCCCGCCCAGCACCUGAUCCGGGUGGAGGGGAACCCCCAGGCUCGGUACCAGGACGAUGAAACCACCAAGAGACACAGCGUGGCCGUGCCCUACGAACCCCCCGAGGUGGGCUCGGAGUGCACCACGGUGCUGUACAACUUCAUGUGCAACAGCUCCUGCAUGGGGGGCAUGAACAGGAGACCCAUCCUCACCAUCCUCACCCUGGAGACGCCUGGGGGUCAGAUCCUGGGCCGGCGCUGUUUCGAGGUUCGGGUCUGCGCCUGCCCCGGGCGGGAUCGGCGCCACGAGGAGGAGACCCAGCGCAAAAGGGGCGGGGCCAAGGGCGGGGCCAAGAGAGCCCUGUCCCCCCCGGCCGAGGCCCCCGAGAGCUCCAAGAAGCGCGCGCAGGAGCCCGACGACGACAUCUUCCUGCUCAGGGUGCGGGGCCGCAAGCGCUACGAGAUGUUCUGCAAGGUCAACUACGCCCUGGAGCGAACCUACGACGGGGAGGCGGCCCCCCAAAAGUCCAAGGGGCGGCGCCCGCGGGGGGAGGGGCGGGUGCCCCGUGGGAAAAAGCUCCUCCUAAAGGCGGAGUCGGGCGAGUCCGAUUGACCACGCCCCCUUCACCUGCGGGCCCCGCCCCCUUCUCGGAAAGCCCCACCCCCUUCCCCACCCCACCCACCCACCCUCGCUUCCCAUUGGCCCUUUUAUCCUUGUUAACCCCACCCACUUUUCCUGCAUAGCGCCGCCCAUUUCACGCUUAGCCACGCCCACUUGUCAAUCACUGCUGUAGCCACACCCCCUACUCUUUAAACCACACCCCCUUUCCCCAUUAUAACCACCCUGCUUUAGCCACGCCCACGUGAUUUAUGCCCCGUCCUUAAGCCACGCCCCUAUGGAUUUUAUAAACCACGCCCCCAUCCUGCAUGACAUCAUGCCUGGCCCCGCCCCUUCGGGUUUUUAAGGUUUUUUUUUUUUAUAUACAAUAAAGGAAUUUUUGGUA
Camarhynchus parvulus is the source of this 1561-nucleotide messenger RNA. It is a transcript of the gene TP53, whose product is annotated as tumor protein p53. Gene Ontology annotation, cellular component: nucleus. The record is from RefSeq and is a predicted model, not a curated record. The coding region runs from base 103 to 1170 and encodes 355 amino acids. Gene Ontology annotation, molecular function: RNA polymerase II cis-regulatory region sequence-specific DNA binding; DNA-binding transcription factor activity, RNA polymerase II-specific. Gene Ontology annotation, biological process: protein tetramerization; regulation of transcription by RNA polymerase II; apoptotic process. The transcript is spliced from 11 exons. NCBI's taxonomy places the organism in Eukaryota, Metazoa, Chordata, Aves, Passeriformes, Thraupidae.